GGACAGGCUAUGACAAAUGUCAUCUGACAGUGUUUUAAUAUCAUUAUUUAGCCUAGACCUAUUGCAAUAUAUUGCGUAAUAGGUUAUGUUAGUUUCCAAAAUGGCCAAUGAUUGUUACAUUAUUCUAGAUUUAUUGCGGUCAGAUAUCCUGUAGAGCUGCAGGUGCAAACCAGAAACCCGGGCUGUUCUGUUCCCAUGGAGACAAAUUCGCAAGGGACCUCUGACGAGAAACUAUACGAUAAAUAGCCUACCGGACUUUAUAUGGUAAACCUAAUCUUGAUAAUUCUGUAUUUAUUAUGAAGUAGUUUAGAUUAAGUGAACACGAGUCCUGGGGAUUACAAUAAUGACAAAGGGGGAUUUUUGUUGACGGCUUGUCUGUAGGCAAGCUGGUUGGAUAAUAUUGGUGCUGGGGAGAUUUGUCCUAUCCAGUGCUGUGACUGAGCUUGAUGGCUUUCUGCCAGGCAGACCGGCAAAUGAAAGUUGAGAACAAGAGAGGCGAUUGAAUCCUCCGGUGUUGUCCAGGAUUUGAUUUGACAGUGUUUUUGAAAGAACUGCGAGUUUACUCAAUGCCACCUGAUUGAGAGGCAUAUGCUUUCUGUCUGCACACACAUCCUAUGGUACCGCGGGCGACGUAAAGCGUUCUGUGUUGACGCCCAGACAUGGACAACGUGAAAACAUUGGUGAUGCUGCGCGACUAAGGGUAAUUGUGAAAAGUGAUAUAAUCGUAUUUAUGUUAAAUGAAUUAUGCUAACACCCACUGACUUCAUCCACAUGAUAAUGGUAAAAUAUCUCGCCGGGUUUUGACGGGCUGACCAGGGACACCCCAGGAAGCUGAUCUAGCAGAAGUCCCGGUCCACAGCCAGCUAGGCAGGAUGACAGAGGGGGUGGAGUUGGAGGCCAGACAGAACCAGACCCACAGGACCCAGAGGACCAGACAGAACCAGACCCAGGGCGACACAGUCCUGCUGAGGAGGGGUAGUGGAGGAGAGGGCCCCAAGGGGCCUAAGGGACCCGAGGUUAGGGCAGAGGGGUCCAGGGGGUCUGAGGUUAGGGCAGAGGGGUCCAAGGUUGGCGCAGAGGGGUCCAGGGGAUCAGAGGAUGUGGUAGAGACACGGACAUCUCAGGACUGGACCAGGGUGAACCACAGUACUGUGCGGAGGAGCACAGACAGUGACUCGGAGGAGCAGGAGGAAAAGGAGGAGGAGGAGGGUUCCCUCCACCACCACCACCUUACUGGGACACCACCCCACAAUGGCCCAACUGGAGAACCAGGGGCUGGGCUGUCUGGGAACGAGUAUUCCCAACAGGAGGCCCCAGAUGGGGGCUGGGGCUGGGUAGUGCUGGUGGCUACUAUCCUGGUCCUGGCUCUAACGCUGGCCUUCCCUUCCUGUAUUGGUAUCUUUUACACAGAGCUACAGGCUGAGUUCAGCUCCAGCAACACAGAGACGUCCUGGGUGCCUGCUAUCAUGACUGCUGUGCUGCACGCUGGUGGUCCACUAUGCAGCGUGCUCGUGGAACGCUUUGGUUGCCGGGUAACGGUGAUGGUGGGAGGGGUUCUGAGUGGACUAGGCAUGGUGGUCAGCGCCCUGGCCAGAACCAUCACAGAACUCUACAUCACCAGCAUCAUCGCAGGGUUGGGGUUCUGCCUGUCCUUCCAGCCCUCUGUGACCAUGAUGGGCCACUACUUUUUGAGGCGGCGGGCGUUUGCCAAUGCCCUGUCGUCCACCGGCACGGCCCUGGGCCUCAGCACCUUACCCCUGCUGGCCAACUUCCUGCUGGGCCAGUUUGGCUGGAGAGGCAGCUUCCUGGUCCUGGGAGGGCUGCUGUUGAACUGCUGCGUGUGUGGGGCUGUCAUGAGGCCCCUGGGGGCCAAACACAGUGGAGCCCAGAGGACACUCACUAACAAGGCUGCCCAGGGGCUCAGCAAGCAACCAAUCAAAGGUCCUCUCAAACAGGAGAAGGAGGGACUUAAGGCAAGACUUAGGACAGCGCUCAGUGACCUUGUCGUGUUCCUACGGAGACACAUGGCCUUUGAUCUGUUGGUCAGUAACCCUCGUUACCGUGCCUAUGCCCUGGGAGUGACGUGGAUGAUGUUGGGGUUUGUAGUUCCCCUGGUCUACCUGGUGCCCUAUGCUACAGCCAAUGGUAUGGAACAGGACCGAGCCGCGUUACUGAUGGCCAUACUGGGCCUAGUUAACAUUGCUGUGAGACCCGUGGCGGCUGUCUUCUUCGGCCUGCCGCGCUUCAGGGGCAGUGGCUGUUUUGUGUAUGUGUUUGCGGUAGCCCUCCUGGUCAACGGGCUGAGUAACAGUAUCUGUGGUGCGGCUGCCACCUUCCCCGUGCUCCUGAUCUACGUGGUCAUCUUUGGUCUGUCCAUGUCUGUGAUUGGCUCUCUGCUCUUCACGGUGCUGAUGGAAACGGUGGAGAUGAGCCGGUUCCCCUCUGCCCUGGGUCUCAUCAGUAUGUUAGAGAGUGGAACACUGCUGAUUGGACCGCCGCUCGCAGGCAUGUUGGUGGACAGUACAGGACACUACUCUUAUGUGUUCUAUGCCUGCAGUGGGACUGUCUCCUCCUCUGGCCUCUUCCUCAUCGGAGCGUUCUACUAUCUGGACAGACAGAAGAAGAGGGAAGAGAAGAAGAGAGCAGGUCCUCCUGCUGCGUACCAACAGAAGCCUGCCAUCAGCCUAGUCCCUGACUGCCAGUACAGCCAUGUUCCUUCUACACAGGGAGGGAAGCCUGCCAUCAGCCUAGUCCCUGACUGCCAGUACAGCCAUGUUCCUUCUACACAGGGAGGGAAGCCUGCCAUCAGCCUAGUCCCUGACUGCCAGUACAGCCAUGUUCCUUCUACACAGGGAGGGAGAGCAGCGGACACUGUUCGUGUCACCAACGUGUGACGUACUAAUAUGCACGUGUGUGACCCAGUAAGACAAACUGUCUAGCUGCCUGCCAUAGAAUUACAUCUAGAAUCAGAAUGAAGUAAGGAGGUAGCCUUCCACGAGCCUUGGCCUGUAGGAGCUGCAGCAUAUCACUGUGUAUAUCAUAUGCUCACUGUGUAAUGCCUCACUAUGAUGAAUCAAUGAAGGAUAGGAUCUCUGUGGUGCCUGCUGUCUGCUGCCUUCAGAGGGAAGAACUGGGAGGUUACACAUACACUACAGUUAUCAUCACUGUGAUUCUAUGUGUGUACGUACGUAUCCAGGCAUUCACAACACAGAGUUUGUCUGGAUUUGGAAGUCACACUCUGUCACAUGCGCUCUCUCUCUCUCGCUCUCUCUCUCUCUCUCUCUCUCUCUCAACAGUAUACACUAUUAUCUUUAUUUCAAUAAAUAUCUUCUGUUUCAUCACAGACACACGAGGCUGAAUGACACAACAUCCCUGUUUCAUUCAGACCCUGAAUGACAGUGCUGUAAAAGCUGACCAAGCAGUCUAGUAGACGCUACAGUAGAACUGUAUAACAUACGGCCCACUAGUAGACGCUACAGUAGGACUGUCUGACAUACGGCCCACUAGUAGACGCUACAGUAGAACUGUAUAAUAUACGGCCCACUAGUAGACGCUACAGUAGAACUGUAUAACAUACGGCCCACUAGUAGACGCUACAGUAGAACUGUAUAACAUACGGCCCACUAGUAGACGCUACAGUAGAACUGUAUAAUAUACGGCUCACUAGUGGACGCUACAGUAGAACUGUAUAACAUACGGCCCACUAGUAGACGCUACAGUAGGACUGUAUAACAUACGGCCCACUAGUAGACGCUACAGUAGAACUGUAUAAUAUACGGCCCACUAGUAGACGCUAGAGUAGGACUGUCUGACAUACGGCCCACUAGUAGACGCUACAGUAGAACUGUAUAAUAUACGGCCCACUAGUAGACACUACAGUAGAACUGUAUAACAUACGGCCCACUAGUAGACGCUACAGUAGAACUGUAUAACAUACGGCCCAUUAGUAGACGCUACAGUAGAACUGUAUAAUAUACGGCCCACUAGUAGACGCUACAGUAGAACUGUAUAACAUACGGCCCACUAGUAGACGCUACAGUAGGACUGUAUAACAUAUGGCCCACUAGUAGACGCUACAGUAGAACUGUAUAACAUACGGCCCACUAGUAGACGCUACAGUAGGACUGUCUGACAUACGGCCCACUAGUAGACGCUACAGUAGAACUGUAUAAUAUACGGCCCACUAGUAGACGCUACAGUAGAACUGUAUAACAUACGGCCCACUAGUAGACGCUACAGUAGGACUGUAUAACAUACGGCCCACUAGUAGACGCUACAGUAGAACUGUAUAACAUACGGCCCACUAGUAGACGCUACAGUAGAACUGUAUAAUAUACGGCCCACUAGUGGACGCUACAGUAGAACUGUAUAACAUACGGCCCACUAGUAGACGCUACAGUAGAACUGUAUAACAUACGGCCCACUAGUAGACGCUACAGUAGGACUGUAUAACAUACGGCCCAGUAGUAGACGCUACAGUAGAACUGUAUAACGUACGGCCCACUAGUAGACGCUACAGUAUAACUGUCUGACAUACGGCCCACUAGUAGACGCUACAGUAGGACUGUCUGACAUACGGCCCACUAGUAGACGCUACAGUAGGACUGUAUAACAUACGGCCCAGUAGUAGACGCUACAGUAGAACUGUAUAACGUACGGCCCACUAGUAGACGCUACAGUAUAACUGUCUGACAUACGGCCCACUAGUAGACGCUACAGUAGGACUGUCUGACAUACGGCCCACUAGUAGACGCUACAGUAGGACUGUAUAACAUAUGGCCCACUAGUAGACGCUACAGUAGAACUGUAUAACAUACGGCCCACUAGUAGACGCUACAGUAGGACUGUAUAACAUACGGCCCACUAGUAGACGCUACAGUAGAACUGUAUAACAUACGGCCCACUAGUAGACGCUACAGUAGGACUGUAUAACAUACGGCCCACUAGUAGACGCUACAGUAGAACUGUAUAACAUGCGUUCCACUAGUAGACACAAAUAAAUAUUUGAAUUUGUUAAAUCUUUUGACUAACAACGAUCUCAAUCGACAUUUUAAAUGAUUAAAACCAAAUUAUAACUAUUUAGAAAUUAUAAUGGACCUAAAUAUAGUCUCUUCACUCUGUCCAGCUUGCUAACAGUCAUCAUAAUGAAAGCUACAUUUAUAGUCUCUUCACUCUGUCCAGCUAGCUAACAGUCAUCAUAAUGAAAGCUACAUUUAUAGUCUCUUCACUCUGUCCAGCUAGCUAACAGUCAUCAUAAUGAAAGCUACAUUUAUAGUCUCUUCACUCUGUCCAGCUUGCUAACAGUCAUCAUAAUGAAAGCUACAUUUAUAGUCUCUUCACUCUGUCCAGCUUGCUAACAGUCAUCAUAAUGAAAGCUACAUUUAUAGUCUCUUCACUCUGUCCAGCUUGCUAACAGUCAUCAUAAUGAAAGCUACAUUUAUAGUCUCUUCACUCUGUCUAGCUAGCUUAGUCAUCAUAAUGAAAGCUACAUUUAUAGUCUCUUCACUCUGUCCAGCAAUAACAGUCAUCAAAAUGAUAGCUCGACAGCCAAGGAGCAUCAAAAAUUCGAAAACCAAUGGAUAGACAUUUUGCAAAUUUUUGCAAAUUUUGACGCCAAGACAGUAUAUACACAUUUUAAGUGCGGCACUCCGGACCUUGGUGAAGACUGAAUGCGGCCCGCAGGGCAAAGUGAGUUGGACCACCCUGUGCUAGAGCAGUGUUACUCAUGAAUUGCGGCAAUUGUACUGCCAAUAACAUGGGCAACCUAACUUUUUAGUGCUUUAACUCUUUGGCUUUAGGAGGAGAUUAUGGUUGUUUGUACACUGUCACCGUGACAACACUGAGUAUGGCUAUGAAUGUAUUCCUGCACCUUUUUGAAUAUCCUCUGUGACUUCUUAGAUGCCUUGAUAUAACUGAGAAUGAAACAAUAGCCUUAUGUAUGAAAGGAUAUACAAAUAUUUUGUAUUUUAGUCAACUUAUUUCUGAAGAUUUAAUAUUGAAUGUUUACAGAAUAUUAAACAUUUUCUAUAAAAGUAA
Molecule: messenger RNA, 6036 nt
Organism: Salmo salar (Atlantic salmon)
Lineage: Eukaryota; Metazoa; Chordata; Actinopteri; Salmoniformes; Salmonidae
Source: RefSeq, a predicted model, not a curated record